CAAACAACACGACACUUUGCGCAUUCGUGAAUUUAACGUCUUCAUUAUUAGUCGAUUUAUUCAGCAAUUUUUUUUUUCACAUCUUUAGUUUUAGUUUUGAAACUGUAGAUUGAUAAAAAAAAACAGCAAACGCUCUAGUUUAUAUUCAAAAAUCAAACAAAUUAUUAGAUUUGAAAUUGUUUGCAACGAUAGAAAACAGGAUAUGAAAUAACUUCCGUGAAAAUUUAAUUGUGAUUUUAAUAAAAUGAAAUUUUUCUCUAAAAUUGGAUUGGUUUUUAUGUGCUUUGUGUCUACGCUUCAUGCUAGUAAUUCGGUGGAUUUGACAAAAUGUGUCCGUGAUAUUGGAAAUUGUGAAAGAUUCUCUUUUCGUCGCAUCCAACAAAAUGUAACAAGUGUGAAUAAUUCAUCGGAUUCAAAGCACGCGAAAUCUGAAGCGCUGAAAGAUCUUGGCAAUAUUGAGAAUAAAAUUGUUGUGGAGCAAUCACACAUUCAGGAAAAUGUUUAUUUAGAAAACAUAGGCAGCAAAUUGUUGCGACUUACUCCUGCAUUCAAUCCGUCACGUAGCGAGAAUACGUCAACUGCAUGUAAAAUUCACACCAGACAAUUUUUUAAUGCACUCAACCGUCUUGAUUUGUGGGCAUUCCAAAUGCACGAUGCGUCGGCCAAAAUCCCGUCGGGCAUUUUAAGUGGAAACAUCAAUCAAUUGGGCGAUUUCGAUCAGUGUUUAAAUGUGAUGGCACCAAACAAUGAAUUCAGCGGAAAAUAUUGUUUGGCAUACGUUCAAAUAUCCGUGCCCGACUAUUUACCGAACAUGAAAAAACUUCGCAAAUUGGUACAUGCACACGAUGCAUUCGUGAAUGACUUCGAUGAUGUCUAAUGUGGAUGUUUUUAAUUUGCCAAGUGAGCUGUG
Messenger RNA from Contarinia nasturtii (swede midge), 910 nucleotides. RefSeq lists its product as uncharacterized. The coding region runs from base 245 to 877 and encodes 210 amino acids. NCBI's taxonomy places the organism in Eukaryota, Metazoa, Arthropoda, Insecta, Diptera, Cecidomyiidae. The record is from RefSeq and is a predicted model, not a curated record. The transcript is spliced from 4 exons.